UACCAACAUACAGUGUCAAAGUAUCAUAUAAUGACUGACCUUAUCAGUCCUUGUGUCAGGAUUAUUAUUAGAGCUGCCAAAGGCCCUAGACAUGGCCAUCUAACCACUACAUAAAUAGUACUUAAUGACGUCAAAUCACCUGAAGAUGGAGCAAAAGUUUAUGGCGAGGUGUGUACGCGAAAGCAGAGGAGAAAGCGUCAAAAAUUGUUACUUAUCGAGCUUUUAUAUGAAUACGCUAAGAAUUCCACACUCCAUGGUCUUCGGUAUAUCGUGGAAAGAUCCUUUCACCUCAUUGAAAAAACAUUUUGGCUGCUGACUUUUCUGGCGAGUGUGGGAAUGUGCUUCUAUUUAAUUAGCAACGUUUGGAUCAAGUGGAAGACCAGCCCUGUCAUCGUCAGUUUUAGUGAAAGGGUCGUUCCUGUAGGAGACGUCCCUUUUCCGGCUGUCACUAUUUGUCCUCAGUUGAAGGCUAAGGCUUCGAUCUUCAAUUUUUCCGAUGAAUAUCAAAAAUAUUUGAAGUUAAAAGAAAAUGGGACAGAUCCGACACCGAGCCAAUGGGAGUCUUGGAUAAAACUAGACGAUGUUGACAUGUUAUGUGGCAAAGAUGUUGCUGAGAUUGACCUUACUCGAGAUCUAGGCAACAGUUCCAUGAUCGAAAAUUUUCUUGAAGUUGCCCCAACUGAAGAAGACGUAAUCAUUGGAUGUGUGUUUCGAGGAGAACCGUGUAAUUCUUUCGAAAGAGUAAUAACCAGUGAUGGCGUUUGUUACACAUUUAACGCAUUAGCAGCAAGUGAAAUAUUACGGCAAGAAAAUGUACAACAAGAUUACCAUUAUCUAGAAUCAACAAGAGAGAGCAAAAAUUGGUCAAUAGAAGGUGGAUACACAGGCUAUAGUAGUGACACAUAUCCUAGGCGAGGAAGGGAAAAUAUCGCCGACCCUGACUUAAUGGUAUACCUAGCAGAAAAUCCAUUGGAUCGUGAUGGAUUAUGUAACGCUAUUGGGAGUGGAUAUAAGAUAUACAUUCAACACCCGGCCGAUCUUCCUCAAGCCUCAUUGUACUAUUAUGCAGCGUUACCAGGCCAAGUUUCUUCAAUAGCCCUCAAAUUUAGUAUGGUGAUGACAUCAGAUAGCUUGGAAGGAUACUCACCAGAUAUACGUCAGUGCUAUUUUCCGUCGGACCGGCAACUACGAUACUUUCGAAUAUACACCCCAAAUAACUGUAGAUUGGAAUGUCGGUCUAAUCACACUUUCUCAAAAUGUAAUUGUGUUUGGUACCACAUGCCACAUAACGAUAGUCGACAGAUAUGUGUAAGCGAUUGGGAUACAUCCUGCAUGAAGCAAUCGCUUGAUGAGUUAUCGGUAGCAGAAUUAGAAGCAAAUGUAGACGGGAUCAAUGCCAGUGCAUGUCAGUGUUUGCCCUCUUGUGACAGUGUGCAAUACGAUGCUGAAAUUCUGAAGACGGAUUUUAAAAUACAAAGUUUAUUAAAAAACAUGGAGGCUAUUCACAAUACCAGUACUUACUACUCAUCGUUAAACAUAUCAAAAAUCGAGUUAUAUUUCAAGGAGCCUCGUUUCGUCUCUAUGCGUCGAUCGGAGCUGUUCGGCGUGACAGACUUCCUCGCCAACUGUGGUGGCCUGCUUGGUCUUUUCCUCGGCUUCUCCAUCCUCAGUGCGGUGGAGAUCUUUUACUUCCUUACUUUCAGAUUAUGCUUCAUCUUAAAACGAGACUUGCGAGAAGAAAAAGUGAAUAGAGAAAGAGAGAAGGAAAACUAAACUUUUCACAUAAUGUUCCUGUUUGUAAAGUGUCUGUUUUUGAGGUUUGGAUUUCUGUUUGAGUGCUGUUCAAAAAUAAAAGUUAUCUUUAAAUAA
Molecule: messenger RNA, 1869 nt
Organism: Pectinophora gossypiella (pink bollworm)
Lineage: Eukaryota; Metazoa; Arthropoda; Insecta; Lepidoptera; Gelechiidae
Product: pickpocket protein 28-like
Exons: 14
Coding region: 337-1773 (478 amino acids)
Biological process (GO): sodium ion transmembrane transport
Cellular component (GO): membrane
Molecular function (GO): ligand-gated sodium channel activity
Source: RefSeq, a predicted model, not a curated record